Quercus robur (English oak) is the source of this 4113-nucleotide messenger RNA. RefSeq lists its product as uncharacterized. Lineage: Eukaryota; Viridiplantae; Streptophyta; Magnoliopsida; Fagales; Fagaceae. The record is from RefSeq and is a predicted model, not a curated record. Gene Ontology annotation, molecular function: RNA-DNA hybrid ribonuclease activity; nucleic acid binding. The transcript has a single exon. The coding region runs from base 1 to 4113 and encodes 1370 amino acids.
AUGAGUUGCUUAGUAUGGAACUGUCGUGGGCUUGGGAACCUACGUAUAGGAAGAGAGCUCGUGGAAUUAAUACGGGCAAAAGAUCCCUCUGUAGUGUUUUUAGCCGAAACACUUACAGACGAAGCAAGGAUAGAGUUCAUUCAAAAUAGUAUCAAUUUUGAUCAUCGAUGGGUAGUUCCAAAAGUGGGGCGCAGUGGUGGUCUGGUUCUUUACUGGAGAUCAUCAAUUAAUUUGACUAUAGAAGGAUCAGAUAAAAAUUUUAUUCAUGCUGUUAUUGACAAAGGUUUGGAAAGUGAAUGGUUUUUUACAGGAUUUUAUGGUGAACCUGAAACAGGAAGACGGUCUGAAGCUUGGGAGAAACUUAGGAGAUUGAAUUCAAGUCCAGAGAGGCCAUGGUUGUGUUAUGGCGAUUUCAAUGAAAUAGUUCGUCAGGAUGAAAAGUUGGGAGGAGCAAUUCGGUCCCAUAACCAGAUGCAACAGUUCAGAGAUGUGAUUGAUGAGUGCGGUUUUAUGGAUUUGGGCUUUGUAGGCCCAAAAUACACUUGGAGUAGACAUUUCGAGAAUGGUAAUUCAAUAUGGGAAAGAUUAGAUAGAUGUUUGGCAACUAACAGCUGGUUUUUAAGGUUUCCGGGAACAAAAGUCUAUCAUCUCAGAUGUGACUUUUCAGACCAUAUCCCUCUCCAUAUUGUUUUUUCGGGAAUUGAUCCACCUUCCCGGAAAAAAUUGUUUCGAUUUGAAGAGAUGUGGCUGUCACACACGGGAUGUGAAGAGGUGGUGCAGGCUGCAUGGACUAGUGUUGGUGAUUUCGGGUUCGAAGGUUCUAUUCUAGCAAAGGUUGAAAAAUGUGGGAAAGAUUUGUGUUGGUGGAAUAAAAAUGUCUUUGGUAGUGUGAGGAAGGAUUUGGACCGAUUGAAGAAAAACUUAGCAAAAGCCGAAGUUGAAGCUAUGGCUAGUGGCAACAACAAUCGAGUGAGGCAGUUAAAAAGGGAGAUUGAGGUGCUGUUGGAGAGAGAAGCCAUUAUGUGGGCCCAACGAUCACGAGUACUAUGGGCAAGGCAAGGGGAUAGAAAUACCAAAUAUUUCCAUAGUUGUGCUACAAGGAGAUAUAGGAAAAAUCUGAUUGAAGGAAUUAGAGAUGAGGAGGAUAGGUGGAGAGACCAACCGACUGAUAUCGCCACAAUUCUGGUAAAUUAUUUCCAGAAUCUUUUUACCUCAACUGAGCACAAUAUGCCCCAACAUGUAUUAUCAUGUGUACAACCUAUCAUUGAUGAUGAGAUGAAUGCCGCCCUAAGCCAAGAAUUUGAUGAGAAAGAAGUGGAGGAAGCACUACACCAAAUGGCACCACUUAAAGCUCCUGGGCCCGAUGGAAUGCCACCCCUUUUUUACCAGCAUUUUUGGGACACAGUAAGAGAGGAUGUCACCUCCUCCAUCCUGGCAUGGUUGAAUUCAGGUACUCUACCAUCCCCCCUCAACCAUACGUUUAUCACUCUCAUACCAAAAAUAAAUAAGCCUGAAUAUGCUCAUCAAUUCCGCCCUAUUAGUCUUUGUAAUGUACUUUACAAAGUAUAUUCCAAAGUAUUGGCCAACCGUUUGAAAAAAUUAUUACCAUCUAUUAUCACUGAACACCAAUCAGCUUUUACAAAAGAUAGAUUAAUUUCUGAUAAUAUCCUUGUUGCAUUUGAGACCCUUCAUAGUUUGCAAAAUUUCAAGUCUACUACUCAUGGUUUUAUGGCUAUUAAAUUGGAUAUGAGUAAGGCUUACGAUCGGGUUGAUUGGAAUUUCUUGGAAAAACUGAUGAGACAAAUGGGUUUUAAUGAAAGGUGGAUCCAACUGAUAAUGGGGUGUGUUAAAACUGUUUCAUAUUCGGUGUUGGUCAAUGGGGAGCCUUGUGGUAUGAUUCAGCCUACUCGGGGGAUAAGACAAGGCGAUCCUCUAUCACCUUUUCUUUUCUUGCUUUGUACUGAAGGCCUAAAUGGGCUAAUCAAGAAAGCGGAAAAUAAUGGAGAAAUACACGGUUUUUCACUGUGUAGGAGAGGGCCCAAACUAACCCAUCUGCUUUUUGCAGAUGAUAGUCUUCUUUUUUGCAGGGUAACCAUAGAAGAAUGUGAAAAGGUGUUGGAGGUCUUGAAUAUGUAUGAGGAGGCAUCGGGGCAAAAAGUCAAUAAAAACAAAACUGCAUUAUUUUUUAGCAAAUGUACUCCAAGUGAUGUGAGGCAUGCAAUAAAGGUGGCUUUUGGUGUUCCAGAGAUCAUGCAAUAUGAGAGGUAUUUGGGGCUACCUUCCUUUGUGGGUAAAAGGAAAAAAGCAAGUUUCAACUACAUCAAAGAAAAAAUAUGGAGGAAGUUACAAGGUUGGGAAGGUAAAUUGCUCUCGCAAGCAGGUAGGGAGGUGCUACUAAAAUCAAUCAUACAAGCUAUCCCCACCUACACAAUGGGUUGUUUUAAAUUACCCAUUGGAUUGUGUCAUGAAAUUGAAGCUCUAAUUAAAAAAUUUUGGUGGGGGCAACGUGGUGAUCAUAGAAAGAUUCAUUGGAUCAAGUGGGAGGAAAUGACAAAAUCCAAAUCAGUGGGUGGAAUGGGCUUCCGGGAUCUAACCAUGUACAAUGACUCCCUACUAGCAAAGCAAGCAUGGCGACUUUUGCACAAUAAAACUUCUCUUUUCUACAAGGUUUUCAAGGCCCGAUUUUUUCCAAAUACUACAAUCAUGGAAGCGGUUGACUCAAGAAUGGGUUCGUAUGCAUGGAAGAGUAUUAUUAGAGGAAGGGAUGUUAUUCAAAGGGGAGUUAGGUGGAGGGUUGGAAAUGGGGAGAAAAUCAACAUAUGGCAGCAAAGAUGGUUGCCAAGGAAACAUCCUCCAUAUCUACCGAUUUGCCCCAUACAGGACUUUGAAAACUCCUCGGUGUCCUGCUUGAUUGAUCAAUCCACGCGGCAAUGGAGGGCAGACUUGGUGAAUGGGCUAUUCAAUGAAGAAGAUGCUGAGCUAGUUAAGUCAAUUCCACUGAGCCAUGUUGAAGCAGAGGACGUCCUGUUCUGGCCGUACACAAAAAAUGGGGUUUAUACAUGCAAAUCGGGCUACCAUUUCCUCAAGGAAGAAGCUGAAAGGGAAGUCUCAAACCAGGUUCCACCUCUUCGAGAUAAAAAUAUAUGGAAAGCAAUUUGGUCGAUGCAAGUUCCGCAGAAGGUUAAAAUGUUUAUAUGGAGGGCCUGUCGAAAUGCAAUGCCGACAAAACACGCGUUGAUGAAACGCACUAUCACUGAAGAUUCCACAUGUGAACGCUGCCAAACCGAUGUCGAAGACCCUCUUCAUGCAUUAUGGACCUGCACCAAGCUUGAUGUCGUCUGGGUUGAUCACGCAGAAUGGGAUUUCAGAAACUCUACUGGUUUUCUGGACUUCACAGACCUGGUUUCUUGGUUAAUCACGGAAGGGAAGAACUUGGAUCUUUUUGCACUCACGGCUUGGUCAGUUUGGAAUCAACGGAACCGGGCUCGGAUACAAGAACCUGCCACUGAUCUUCAGCAGGUAGCAGUUGCUGCAAAAUCCAGUUUGGAGGAUUUUCACAGGUCAAUACAGAGGCGGGAAUCUCAGGGGCGACGGGCUACUCAUACAGCCCAAAACCACUGGCGUCCUCCUCCAAGGGAAGUGGUUAAAGUAAAUUUUGAUGGGGCGACUUGUUCACAGGAGAAAAAGUCUGGAGUUGGAGUGGUUGUACGGGACAUGAACGGUUUGGCUCUAGCUUCAUGUGCGAAGAAAAUACAUCAGUCCGUUAAGGCAGUGGAGAUAGAGGCCAUGGCAGCUGCUACGGCUCUAACAUUUGCAAAAGAUCUUGGCUUUCAGCGCCUUAUACUGGAGGGUGACUCACUGGAAGUGAUACAAGCACUACUGGAAAGAACAGAGACAUUAACACCUACGGGUUUACUGCUUGAGGAUGUCAGAAGUUUGUCCCAAAAUUUUGAUUUAUUGCUAUAUUCUCAUACAAAAAGAGAUGGCAAUGCUGUAGCUCAUAGUCUGGCCAAAUAUGCUCUACGCAUACCAGAUUUUUUAGCUUGGAUGGAGGAUGUUCCAUCACACAUUCAAUCUAUUGUACAAGCUGAUUUGGCUCUUUUACAUCAAUAA